UGUUGGAUUGAUCUACAGAAAUGCAUGAUGGUUUAACUGGUUUAUUAGCAGGUGAUUAUUAGAGUAUCGCAAAUAGAAUUAUUUAUUACGCAAACAUCUGUCUGUCUGUCUAUCUAAGAAACAAAAAAAAAUUAUUAUUAUGAACUAAGGUAUAUGUAAUGUACUCUUUUGUUUGGUAUUAGACCAUUUUGUGGGGGAGGGGAUGGAAGGGAGAUAUAAAUUAGACCCUGAAUUGGUUAUUCGUUUGUUGGUAAUUCUUCUAGGAAAUAGUUUAUUAAAUUUUAAUUAGGGAAUGAAGCUAAUAAGAAAAAGUAUAUUUAUUUAUAUGAGUAAAGCCUUCAUUAUAUGGAUUCAUUUUCUACAACUUCUUCUUAUGGAUUAUGUGUCAAAUAUAAACCUUUAUUUUUUUUUUACCAUAUCUUCCUUUAUUAUCCGCUUUUUUAUUAUUAUGAAUCCAUAUUAUACAAAUACAGGCUUAUUUAGAUAAAGCAAAAAGACUGUCUAAAAAUAUAUACAUGUAUGUGUAUAUCGUAUCAUAUACAACUUUAUUUUUAUUUUUUUUUAUUUUUCUUUACUUAUAUAUACACAUCACAUGAUUAAAAUGC
Cokeromyces recurvatus is the source of this 605-nucleotide messenger RNA. RefSeq lists its product as uncharacterized. The transcript has a single exon. NCBI's taxonomy places the organism in Eukaryota, Fungi, Mucoromycota, Mucoromycetes, Mucorales, Mucoraceae. The coding region runs from base 293 to 487 and encodes 64 amino acids. The record is from RefSeq and is a predicted model, not a curated record.